CUUACCUGCAGCAUCUCAACUAAAAUUUACUAAGCCACGCUAUAUAUUUUAAUAGGUUAAGGGUUAUAGUUUAAUGUGUAGCUUUUCAAAUACUACAUAUAAUUGUAGCGUUUCUUUGUUACAUAAAAUUUUCCUAUAAUACUAAGAAAAUUUAAGGAAAAUGGCUUCGAGUGAAGGCCGUGCACAGUCAAACUUGCAUCAGCAAGAUUUGUCUAAAUUGGAUGUCACAAAGCUGUCGGCUUUAUCGCCAGAAGUUAUAUCGAGACAAGCAACUAUCAAUAUUGGAACUAUUGGACAUGUAGCUCAUGGAAAAUCAACUGUAGUGAAAGCUAUUUCAGGGGUACAAACUGUCAGAUUUAAAAAUGAACUGGAAAGAAAUAUUACUAUUAAACUGGAGCGCCUGUCUGACUCAGUUAUAAGAAUGUUUCGUGCAAGAGCUGAUGAAAGAGAUGAACAUAUGUUUCAUGAAAAGAUAAGAAGAGCAAAUAAAAGAAUUUUACCUCCCGAGCCAGAUCUUACCCCGGAAAAGCCUCCAGCUAAAAAGCGUAAAAAAGAGAUACAAGAUCCAGAAGAAUUCAUCAUAGAAAGCAUCCUAGACUUUAAAUUUCAGAAUGGUCUGGAAUAUUUCUACAUUAAAUGGAAAGGAUGGCCAGAUAGUGAAAAUACAUGGGAACCUAUAGAGAAUCUUGAUAAUUGCCCUGAGAUUUUGAGAAAGUUUUUACUAGAAAAAGAGGAAACGUAUUGUGAACGCUUUGAAAAAUUAGAAAAUGAAUUGUCAUUUGACAAUUUGCUUUCAGAAGAAAAUCUCAUCACAAGAAUAGAUGAAUUUGAAUAUUUCUCCCAUUUUGAAUUGAAGGAAAAACUUAUAUUGAAGUAUCUCAUUAUGAUCUCCUUGACCACAUCGGAAGAAAGUCAUGUUACAGAUUUAGUACAGGAGACAAGAGAUACUUUACAAUUAUACGCAAUGACAAGGAAGAGAUGUUGUCAGCUUAUGGCACUAAAGCAAUGGGAGGAAUAUCUCAAUCAAGUAGAUAAAUGCAAGAAAUUAUGUGUGGAAAAUGAAGUUGAUCUGACUGGUCCUCCUGAAAAUUUUACUUAUAUCAAUGAAUCAAUUCCUGGUGCUGGAGUUGUUAUACCCAAUGAUCCUCCUAUCGGCUGUGAGUGUACAGCAUGUAACUGUCGUUCAAAUACAUGUUGUGGAAUGCAAGCUGGUUUCUUUGCAUACACACAUAAUAAGAGACUACGAGUAGCAUCUGGCACCCCAGUCUAUGAAUGUAACAAAGCAUGUAAAUGUUCCGCGGACUGCAAUAAUCGAGUUGUACAGAGAGGCAGGACUUUUAAGCUGACAAUAUUCAGAACUACCAAUGGUUGUGGCUGGGGUGUCAGAACGGAACAAAAAAUCAGACAGGGCCAAUUUCUCUGCCAAUAUAUUGGUGAAGUUAUAACUUUUGAAGAAGCUGAAAAAAGAGGGAGAGAAUAUGACGCAAAUGGGUUGACAUAUCUGUUUGAUUUAGACUUCAAUUCCGUGGAAAAUCCAUAUGUUGUUGAUGCAUGCAACUUGGGAAAUGUGUCGCAUUUUAUAAAUCACUCAUGUGAUCCAAACUUAGGUGUGUGGGCUGUAUGGGCAGAUUGCCUCGAUCCAAACCUACCAAUGUUAGCUCUAUUCGCCACACGAGAUAUAGAAGCUGGCGAAGAAAUUUGUUUUGAUUACUUACAAAAGUCGUCUGAGAGUGAAGAAGAUGUCACUAAUACUCCUCAAAAACUUGAAAACGGUAAUGUUGAUGUAGAACAGAAUGUUCCAAGUCCGUCGGAAGCAAACACCGCAGAUUCAGCAGUAUCUCCUAACAAAUCAAGAUUUGAAAUUCAGCAGCAAAACAGAGCAAUGUUACGAAACUUAACCGAGUGUAAAUGUGGUGCAAUUAAAUGUAGAAAAUAUUUGUUUUAAUUUACUGAAACUAGAAUAUUAGUCAUAAAAUGCAUGAAAUGGGAUUAUGGCUGUUCUGUUGGGAAAUGAAAUAGAUUUAAAGGUUAUGAUUGCUCUUAUACAGUAUUAAUUGAAUAUUUUUACAUUCUAAACAUAUACAUAAAUCCUCAUGUUAUUUCCUCUGAAUGUUAUUGUUUUGGAAAUUUUCAUUUUUAUUGUUUGAUCAUGAAUUCAUAUUUUAAUCUCUCCCCAUGAAUUGUUUUUCAACUUUAGUUUAAAAUAACUCAAACAAUGUUUCAAAAAUCACAGAAUCUCAUAAAUCCUAAACAUACUUAUCAAGUUAUGAUAAGUUUAAACAAGUUACAUAUUUUGUAUCUCAAGUGACCAAAAUGUUAUACAUGUAAAUUUUGUACAAUUUAUAUAUGAAUAUGAUUAUAUGACUACAAUAAACCACAAUUCUAAUAGGUAAACUAACAAUGUAAUGUUAUGUAAUUCUACAUAAAUAUAAUAUACGUAUAUAUAUUAUGUAUAUUAAUAUUUUAAAUAGUUGUUAGAUUUAUAUCAAAAUUCAUAGUUUAAUAUGUAUUUGUGUUUUAAAAAAUAUAAGCAUUUAUUUAGUCUUUAAUUUGAGUAGGAACAAAUUUAGAAUGUAAUAAAAAGAAUAAUAAAUUUAUAGUGUAAGAGCUUGUAUAGUGCCUUAGAAAAUUAGGUUUAGGUAUAAGUUAUUUUUAAAUGUAUGUUUAGUAUGAUGACCUUUACAUUUACAACAGUAAAGUACAUUAUAAUUUUGGAAAUAUUUUUUGAAAUAAAUGCGCUAUUUUAAA
This is a messenger RNA of Colias croceus (clouded yellow), 2748 nucleotides long. RefSeq names its product eukaryotic translation initiation factor 2 subunit 3-like (gene Eif2g). Gene Ontology annotation, biological process: formation of translation preinitiation complex; positive regulation of translational fidelity. Gene Ontology annotation, cellular component: cytosol; eukaryotic translation initiation factor 2 complex; nucleus. Gene Ontology annotation, molecular function: tRNA binding; GTP binding; translation initiation factor activity. The transcript is spliced from 3 exons. NCBI's taxonomy places the organism in Eukaryota, Metazoa, Arthropoda, Insecta, Lepidoptera, Pieridae. The record is from RefSeq and is a predicted model, not a curated record. Bases 161 to 1945 code for a protein of 594 amino acids.